Messenger RNA from Cucurbita maxima (winter squash), 1058 nucleotides. RefSeq names its product NEDD8-conjugating enzyme Ubc12. NCBI's taxonomy places the organism in Eukaryota, Viridiplantae, Streptophyta, Magnoliopsida, Cucurbitales, Cucurbitaceae. The transcript is spliced from 7 exons. Gene Ontology annotation, molecular function: NEDD8 transferase activity. The coding region runs from base 204 to 764 and encodes 186 amino acids. Gene Ontology annotation, biological process: protein neddylation. The record is from RefSeq and is a predicted model, not a curated record. Gene Ontology annotation, cellular component: nucleus.
AAAAAGCUCAAGAAAAAUCCGGGAAUUCUGUGCGACAGUCCGAUCGAAGGCAACAUUUAUAUGUUGACCGUAGGGCUCAGCCACGCUCGCCAGACUGCUUGCUCGCCAGCCCUCAGACCCUCUCCUAUCCUUCUUCCUUCUCAGACCUAAAUUCCCUCUCAUCUCCUUUCCUUUCCUCUAUAUUGCUACGACUUACAGGAGAUAUGAUUAAGCUGUUUAAAGUUAAGGAGAAGCAGAGAGAACUUGCUGAAAAUGCUAGUAAUGGGGUACCUAUAAAGAAGCAAAGUGCUGGAGAACUACGUCUUCACAAAGAUAUUAGUGAGCUGAAUCUACCAAAAUCAUGUAGCAUAACCUUUCCCAAUGGCAAGGAUGACCUGAUGAACUUUGAAGUGUCAAUACGACCAGAUGAGGGAUAUUAUUUAGGAGGCACAUUUUUGUUCUCCUUUACAGUUUCCCCCAUCUAUCCGCAUGAAGCCCCGAAGGUCAAGUGCAGGACAAAGGUCUACCAUCCAAACAUCGACUUGGAAGGAAACGUCUGCCUCAACAUCUUACGAGAAGAUUGGAAACCUGUUCUCAAUAUUAACACUGUUAUUUAUGGACUCUACCAUCUGUUCACGGAACCAAACGAUGAGGAUCCUCUGAAUCAUGAUGCUGCUGCAGUUUUAAGAGAUAAUCCGAAGUUAUUCGAAUCUAAUGUGAGAAGGGCUAUGGCUGGGGGUUACGUGGGGCCAACCUUUUUCCCACGCUCCAAAGGCAUGCCAUGACGGAGGGGGGGAGGCAAGUGUUCGAAGACUGAUUUUGUAGAAACUUCCAAAUUUGUCUCUCAUCCCUACUGCUUGUGUUUCAGAAGGAACAUGCAAGUGGUGAAUGCUGAGGUAAUGAAAGUUCCUUGUGUGUCCUCCUUGAAAACUUUGGAAGUUGGAUCAUAUGGUAGAAAUCUUGAAUGCUUUGGGAAAUAAUCUCCCAUCAUUUCUCUAAUUUUUCUUAAGCUUUGAAGAUUUCAUUGAAGAACGUAAUGUCACUUAAUCAUUUGAGUUUGAGUUGAAGUAUUUGUUUUG